Molecule: messenger RNA, 913 nt
Organism: Phlebotomus papatasi
Lineage: Eukaryota; Metazoa; Arthropoda; Insecta; Diptera; Psychodidae
Gene: Josd
Product: josephin-like protein
Exons: 5
Coding region: 202-756 (184 amino acids)
Biological process (GO): protein deubiquitination
Molecular function (GO): cysteine-type deubiquitinase activity
Source: RefSeq, a predicted model, not a curated record
GCCUCUGGCGGAAAAUUGUAGAUUUAUUGGAUGAGAGUAGCGCCACGGCGGCUUCGGGAAACUCUUCUGUCAAUAGAAAAUCGUGUUUUCGUGUUUUUGCACCUGAAAAUUUGCAGAAAAACAGCCUUAAAACCUCGAUAAAUUGGUGAAAAACGCUCAGAGGAAGUUGAAAGAGGUGGACAAGUGGAUGCUGGAGACAUAAUGGACAGUGUGAAUAUUUACCAUGAGCGACAAAUCCGGGAAAUGUGUGCUUUGCAUGCCCUAAACAAUCUUUUUCAAGCCAAAGGCUCAUUCACAAAAAGUCAAUUGGAUGAGAUAUGUAAGAGAUUGUCGCCAAAUGAAUGGAUAAAUCCGCACAGAUCGAUGCUGGGCAGUGGGAAUUACGAUAUAAAUGUGAUUAUGACUGCCCUGGAGACGAAAGGAUGCGAAACUGUUUGGUUUGACAAGAGGAAAGAUCCUUCCUGCAUAAAGUCCCACGAUAUCGUUGGGUUCAUCCUCAAUGUUCCCACAGAGUACAAAUUGGGUUUUGUCACCCUUCCAGUUCGGCGGAGACACUGGAUUUCUGUCAGGAAGAUCUCCGGCCGGAACUGGUGGAAUCUAGACUCCAAGCUCUCAACUCCUCAGUUGAUAGGCGAUGACUCCAAGUUGCUUGAGUACCUGAGAAAUCAGCUCCAGAGCAAUGACAAGGAGCUCUUCCUGGUGAUCAAGAAGGGCGACGUGGAGCGGAGUCCCAGUCUUAUCAGUGGCUCGACGUAGUCUAAGAAAAAAAUUGCAUUUGCAGGGAAAAUUGUCCGACAAUAUCGACAAAAUGUGAUGUAUAAGUACUUGUUCAACAUGCACAAGCAUGCACACUCUACUAAGACACCUUGAAUUUAAGAAAUAUUAAAUUAUUUGUUGCAAUUGUGAGAGAAAA